AAAGAAAAUGAACGAUGUAGGUCAGUGAAGUCUGCACUAACUGCAAAGAGUAAACAACAACAAGUAUUUGAAUUCUUUCCCAGAUUAUCCUCGAAUUGGUGUUUUCCAGACGGUCUAUUUCUACCAAACUCUUAAUUUUCCGUUGCCUCUCUGGCCAGGAGAGGCUCGCUAUUCAUGUCAGCAUACUAUUGAGUUGAUAAGAUGGAUCAUGUGGUCUCCUCCCUGAUUCUGUCUCCGUCUUUUUUCUUCCUGGAUCCUCUCAGGCCAGAAGCCCAGGGCUCUCUGGAAACCUGCCAUGUGACAUUUGGCUGCCAGCGCUCCGUCAGAAGGUCAAAGAGGAGGAGGAGGAGGAGGAGGGAGGGGAGAACCCGGUGCACGUUUAAUGGAAAUGCAGAAAACUAGCAGCACUGCACACAACAUCCACCACCACCAUCACGACAACUACCUCAGUGACUCCCUGCAUGAUGUCAGCGGGUUCGGGUGCGCUCACCAAGCAGCAGCCGCAGCCGCACACCAACAACAACUGGCGCAAGUGGAGACGCUAGAGCACACAUUUCCCCGGAGGUCAAAACAGCAAAACCCUAAGUUUAACAUGAGCAGAAAGAUUUUCCCCUGGAUGAAAGAGUCCAGACAGUCAAAUCAGAAACACGGCAGGAGAAUCUCAGACUGCACCGUCAACGAGAAGUGUCCAAGCGCGACCCCGGCAUCCAAGCGGACGCGCACCGCGUACACGAGCGCGCAACUGGUGGAGCUGGAAAAGGAGUUCCACUUCAGCCGCUACCUGUGCAGGCCGCGGCGGGUGGAGAUGGCCAGCCUGCUCAACCUCCACGAGAGGCAGAUCAAGAUCUGGUUCCAGAACCGGAGGAUGAAACAGAAGAAGGAUGAGAGAGUGCAGGGCCUCAACACCACCUCCUCCUCCUCACCCCCGUCAUCCCCCUCCGCCCCGGGCAGCCCCACUCUGUCGAGCCUGGGUUAUGUUCAUCUGGGCGGGGAUUACCAGCCGGCCUCUCCUCCGCUCAAGUCCCAACAACAUCAGCCACAUCAGCCGUCGUACCCCGCAGAAUACUCCAAAUACCCAGCUCCAGGCUUCACGCACGGCCCGCAGUUUGACGUGCAGUACAACACAACGCACACAACAAUCCCAGAUCUGGAUGUGAACGGCUCAUAUUUCUCACAGAGCUGCACUCCACAGGACAGAAUCAUGCAAGCUCCAAAACUGACUCAUCUGUAGCAGACGAGAUGUAGAUUCUGUGAAUUCAUCCGACUCUCCACAAAAACACUACUGAUCUGUCUUGAAGCAUGCUUUAUUUAUUUAUUUAUUUAUUGAACUAAUAAUCUAAAAAUAUUAGUCUCGAGCCCUA
Messenger RNA from Lates calcarifer (barramundi perch), 1361 nucleotides. RefSeq names its product homeobox protein Hox-B3. Gene Ontology annotation, biological process: regulation of transcription by RNA polymerase II. Gene Ontology annotation, molecular function: RNA polymerase II cis-regulatory region sequence-specific DNA binding; DNA-binding transcription factor activity, RNA polymerase II-specific. Gene Ontology annotation, cellular component: nucleus. Bases 383 to 1231 code for a protein of 282 amino acids. NCBI's taxonomy places the organism in Eukaryota, Metazoa, Chordata, Actinopteri, Centropomidae. The record is from RefSeq and is a predicted model, not a curated record. The transcript is spliced from 2 exons.